This is a messenger RNA of Salvia splendens (bonfire salvia), 1951 nucleotides long. Its product is annotated as UPF0415 protein C7orf25 homolog. The coding region runs from base 36 to 1448 and encodes 470 amino acids. The transcript has 4 exons. The record is from RefSeq and is a predicted model, not a curated record. Lineage: Eukaryota; Viridiplantae; Streptophyta; Magnoliopsida; Lamiales; Lamiaceae.
ACAAACCGAAAUAGCGAAAAUUGAGCAUCGAGAAGAUGGAGGAGAAAGCACGCGCCGCCUCCGCCUCGCCGGAGGAAGAUGCCAAGAGAAGGUGCGAUUCUCUCAUCGAUCAACUCCAGCACAUACCAAGGAAUAAGCUCUCUCCCUCGUCGAAGACCACACUAUGCCGUUUAAUCAACUCAGAGCUCACUUUUCUCCACCGUAUUUCCGCCGCCGCGGCGUCUGAUCUCAAUUCUCCUCCUCUCAGUCUGAAUAUCGGACACUUAGAGGCGGUGGUUCAUGUGCUCCGGCAGCCCUCGGUCACCGGAGUAUCGCGCGUCUGCAAGCCGAUUGAAUUUUCGAAAUCGUCUAGCGUUUAUGUUGAUGUAGUUUGCUCACUGAACGGGAAUCCCGUGUGGUUCAUUGUCUCCGGCAGAAACCCUAGGUGCAUCUCCUGGAAUGGCGGAUCUUCUGAGAAGGACAAGGGAUUGAGGAAAAAGAUUCAGCUAGUUGUCGAUGCUGCGCGCCACUCCCCUGUAACGCUCCGGCCAUCAUCGGUCGUGCUAUUCUUUUCGAAUGGCCUUGGUGACGAUGUUUACCAGAAGCUUAGAUGCGAAUUUGAGGCCGUGGAUGUGAAAAUGGAGCCACUAUGUUAUCAUGAGUUGGACCUGGAAGAGGAAUGGACUGAUGUAGUGCUUGGUAGAUUGUUUCCUGAUGCUUGUGCUGUGAGAAUACAGGUUGGGGAAGAUGGAAUUGAACCGGAGAAAGAUAUCCGUGAGAAUAGGAUGGGUAGUCCUGUUUCGCGUAAUAAGUGCUGCGAGCACUCUGGUUUUGAUCCAGGCUUGUCUUUAAGUUCUCUUGUUGCUGGAAUGAAGUGCUGGUGCUGCUCUUUGGAUGAUGAAGUGGAGCUUCAAGUUGGAUUAAUGAAUCAGUCAUGGAGGGAUGUUGAAGCCAAGUUGGUUAAUUUUGAUACUACAGCAAUGGUUGCCAUUGCCUCAGGAAUUAGUAAUGGAAGGACAGAGAAGCUUUUGGCUACACCAGAGCAUCAAUUGAGAGACCGUUUUAAGGGAAACUAUGACUUUGUGAUUUCCCAGGUUGUUUCGGAAAAUCAAAAUCCAAUCCACAGAGAGUUGUCUGGCUUAAUAUCAGGAAAACGAGGAAUUAUCUGUGAAAGUGUUCGGCUUGAGUUCCAAGAGCUCAUUACAAUGUGUGGUGGACCUAAUGAGAAACUAAGAGCUGAAUUCUUUCUGAAAUUUCUCAAGGUAUUGCCUGACUGUCCAUCAACACGACUGAUGAGCCUUCCGACAACUAGAAAACUGGCUUUGAAAAACAAAGUGGUUUUUGGUACUGGUGAUUAUUGGUGUGCACAAACUGUAACAGCAAAUAUGGCUUUUGUCAGGGCUGUCUCACAGACGGGAAUGUCUCUUUCCAUAGUAGAGCAUAGACCACGGGCACUAAUUGGGGACUAAAAUGCUGCCACGGAUAUUUCCACAUGGUGGAAGAGGUUGUUUACUGCACUUCUUAAAAUGUAUACGCACUAGAAAUACUGUCUAUACCUUAAUCGACACAACAAUUCCGUGCUUGCACCAGGAAGCACCUGGGCAUCUAAGGAGACAGUUGAAAUUAAAGUAAAGUAUAGAUUUCUGAUGACUUUAAGCAGGAGAGGAGUGCAGUUGACUAAUUCUUCCAGGUUAUCUACAAAGUAUGAAAAAUCUUAGGCAGCAGCACAAGGGGAAUCAUCUUAGAGUAGGUAAAAGAGUUCAUCAUGGUUAGGGCCUUUAACUCCUCAUGUCUGAGUCCUCAUCUACUUGGCUGAUGUUUUGCAAAUAUGGGCCAAGCGACAACUCCAACAGGAUAUCAAGUUACAGCUCUGGACUUAUCAUAUUAGAAUUGUAUUAUUAGCAGUUAUUCCAGAAUGGUGAAUGUAGUUCUCUUACAAUCUUUUGACAAUGCAGUAAAUUUUGUUUUUCAA